CUGAUUGGUCAGGAGAGUAGAGAGGGUGGGGUAUACAACAUGACAUCUUCACGAGGGGGUAUAAAUAGGAGCCUGUGCCAGACUCCAGCAGGAAAAGUGAGACUUCAGAUGACAGCUUGCUGCUCGUUUGAGUCUAUCUCCAGCCAGACACUGAGGAUCAUUUUCUGAUCACUCAACACCAGACUGCCAGUAUGGAGAUGUCCAGUACAAUUGUCCUGCCAGUGGUUGGCCUCAGGUCGACGGCCCAGUCAGCUGGACUCGAAGAGAUCGCUGUCAGGCUGUGUCUGAACCAGCGGAAGCAACUGUGUCCUCAUGUUUGGGUUCCCAUCCUGAAGCCCCAGCGGCCCUGCAUCCGUCCUCCAGCUUCAGAUCAGCUGCCCUCUGACCUCCUGAGCCAAACCUAUCUCACCUACCCUCUCCCGUUUUUCGUGGACGUCUUGGACGAUGAUGAGGUUUUGCUCCCAAUCAAGAACAAACGCGUGGUUUUCGCUGACUCGCAGGGAUUGUCUCUAACGGCCGUGCGAGUGUUUUCUGAUGAAGAGGAGCAGUCUGACCUCGACCUGCUGCCGUCGCUGCAGGGUUUAGGGAGGAUGACAGAGGAUGGCUACAGCUGCACCGUCAGCACCUGCUGCCCAGGAACACAGCUCAAACUGGGCUUCCCGCAGCCCUCUGCAGAUUUCCAGGCCUUCCGUUCCAAGCUGGCAAAGAGCAUGGUCAUCCUGGAGAACUGCAGCGUUAAUGAGCAGGCCCUCAAAGGCACCGUCCGAGUCAGGAACAUCAGUUUCCAGAAAGACGUGCGUGUUCGCAUCACCUUUGACUCAUGGCAGAGCUAUAGAGAUGUGCCCUGCACAUACCUGCAGAAACGUUUCGGAGGACCUCAGACUGACAUCUUUGAAUUUGACAUUGCUAUUCCUAAAGUGCUAGAUGCCAAAAGGAAGGUAGAAUUCUGUCUAAGUUAUUUACCAGGUGGGCAGAGCGAGCCUUUCUGGGACAAUAACAACGGACAGAAUUACAGCAUUGCCGUGUGUGUGAGCUCACAUCUCUGUCGCGGGAAGAAUCUAAGUGAAAGGGCAUGACGCGCUGAGCCUAGAAAUGAUCCCGAGCUUUCUCAUUCGUAACACAUCAGACCCGGGGAAAGACGAGGUGGAUAUUUUUUUAUUACGCUUGCAUUGUUUUCACUUUGAAUUGGAC
Chelmon rostratus (copperband butterflyfish) is the source of this 1191-nucleotide messenger RNA. RefSeq lists its product as uncharacterized. Gene Ontology annotation, molecular function: protein phosphatase 1 binding; glycogen binding. Gene Ontology annotation, biological process: regulation of glycogen biosynthetic process. The transcript has 3 exons. The record is from RefSeq and is a predicted model, not a curated record. Gene Ontology annotation, cellular component: protein phosphatase type 1 complex. Bases 192 to 1076 code for a protein of 294 amino acids. Lineage: Eukaryota; Metazoa; Chordata; Actinopteri; Chaetodontiformes; Chaetodontidae.